Messenger RNA from Arabidopsis arenosa, 2060 nucleotides. The record is from the annotation of a GenBank genome assembly. Lineage: Eukaryota; Viridiplantae; Streptophyta; Magnoliopsida; Brassicales; Brassicaceae.
GGUUCCGGUUCUUCUUCUCCUAACCGUUCCGGUUUAAUCCAGAACCAGUUCUUCUGCCAUGGUGGAAGAAGGAGGAAGAAGAAGAAGAAGAUCCUCUCAACAACUAGUUCUCCUCCUACUUUUACUCUCCAUCUUCCUCUGCUUCUCCGUCGCGUCUCCUCGAGCUAUAUCUGAUUCGGAUCUGUUGGACGAAUCCGUCGCCAACUCCUCCUCUUCCGUCGAAUCUCUCAACACUUCUUCUUCUCUUGUUAAACCCAAGGAAGGUAGCUUCGCCGACAUCAUCGAUCGUGCUCUCGAAAAAGAGUUCAACGAAAGCGACCAGAGUGAAGUGGCUGAUCCUGGAAGCUUCAAUAACAGUGUAGCUGGACAACAGGCUGUUCUGGAAACUGUAGCCAGAGUAAAGUCAACCAAGAAAAAUGAGACAAAAGAGGACAAGCGUUUCCAACUCCAUGAUGUUUUCAAUUUGAACAAUGAUAACAGAGCUGAGGACACUCCUACUCUCAUUGAUCGAAAAGACAAUGUCUUCAUCAUAUCCAAUUCCAAAUCAAAGUAUCCAGUAUUGCAGCUAGACUUGAGACUGAUAUCGGACCUGGUGGUUGUCAUUGUAUCUGCAACUUGUGGUGGUAUCGCAUUUGCUUGUGCUGGACAGCCGGUAAUAACUGGAUAUUUGCUAGCAGGAUCUAUCAUUGGGCCUGGAGGAUUGAACUUCAUCAGUGAGAUGGUCCAGGUUGAAACAGUUGCCCAGUUUGGUGUGGUAUUUCUGCUCUUCGCUUUGGGUCUAGAGUUCUCCACUGCUAAGCUUAAAGUUGUUCGAUCAGUUGCUAUUCUGGGAGGCCUUCUUCAAAUUCUUCUAUUCAUGUUCUUGUGCGGAAUCACAGUGUCGUUAUGCGGUGGUAAACAUUCGGAGGGGGUAUUUGUAGGAGCCUUUUUGUCAAUGUCCUCAACCGCAGUGGUGCUGAAGUUUCUCAUGGAAAAAAAUUCAACUAAUUCUCUUCAUGGCCAAGUUACGAUUGGAAUCCUAAUUCUUCAGGACUGUGCUGUGGGUUUGCUGUUUGCUUUGCUUCCCGUUCUUGAGGGAAAUUCUGGCAUUGUUCAUGGAAUGUUGUCAAUGGGAAAAGUGGUGGUUUUGUUGCUUUCGUUUUUGGCUGCUUUGUCAAUAUUAUCACGGACAUGUGUUCCUUGGUUGCUGAAGCUAAUGGUCAGCUUAUCGUCACAGACAAAUGAACUCUAUCAGUUAGCGGCUGUUGCAUUUUGUCUACUUGUAGCCUGGUGUAGUGAUAAGCUGGGAUUAAGUCUUGAAUUGGGUUCUUUUGCCGCGGGGGUCAUGAUAUCCACUACUGAUCUCGCUGAACAUACAUUGGAGCAAAUUGAACCCAUCCGUAAUUUAUUUGCUGCUCUUUUCCUAGCCAGCAUCGGGAUGUUAGUUAAUGUCCAUUUUCUGUGGACCCAUGUGGAUAUACUGUUAGCCUCUGUGAUAUUAGUAAUUAUAAUAAAGACAACUAUAGUUACAAUCGUUGUUAAGGGAUUUGGAUACAACAAUAAGACGGCUCUCCUGGUUGGAAUAUCUCUGGCUCAGAUAGGGGAGUUUGCCUUUGUACUGCUUAGCCGUGCCUCCAAUCUUCAUCUUAUCGAAGGGAAACUCUAUUUGCUUCUCCUCGGGACAACCGCUCUAAGUCUGGUUACGACACCGCUGGUUUUCAAAAUGAUACCAGCAGUUGUGCAUCUUGGGGUAUUGUUAAAGUGGUUUUCUCCAGACAGUACUAUAGAGAAAGGGGAAAUUGUAAGAUCAGAAAGCGGUAAACAACGGAUGAUUCUAAUGUCACGUCAAUCCCACAGCUCCUAAUCCACAAUUGUUUCUUCUCAACUGAAGUUUGGUACACCAAUCAAUUUUGACCAAAAAAAAGUGGAAAAGAGAAGAGCUACAGAUUUUAACACUAACAUUGUUUGUUUCCUGGGAGUAUAACUAACCCACCAUCAAUUUGUUUCCCCUGUAAUUAGUAUUGUUUCUUUUACUUUUUUUCUUCAUGGAAGGAAUGUGUCAAAAAACAAGUUUGAUUCUU